Molecule: messenger RNA, 516 nt
Organism: Myodes glareolus (Bank vole)
Lineage: Eukaryota; Metazoa; Chordata; Mammalia; Rodentia; Cricetidae
Source: RefSeq, a predicted model, not a curated record
AUGAUCUGUAACUAUGUCUAUGUCUAUGUCUACGGCUAUGGCUAUGGUUAUGUCUAUGGCUAUGGCUAUGGUUAUGUCUAUGGCUAUGGUUAUGUCUAUGGCUAUGUCUAUGACUAUGGCUAUGGCUAUGGUUAUGUCUAUGGCUAUGGCUAUGGCUAUGGUUAUGUCUAUGGCUAUGGCUAUGGUUAUGUUUAUGGUUAUGUCUAUGGCUAUGUUUAUGUCUAUGGCUAUGGCUAUGUCUAUGACUAUGGCUAUGGUUAUGUCUAUGUCUAUGGCUAUGGUUAUGGUUAUGUCUAUGGCUAUGUCUAUGGUUAUGUCUAUGGCUAUGGCUAUGGCUAUGGUUAUGGCUAUGGCUAUGGUUAUGUCUAUGGCUAUGGCUAUGUCUAUGACUAUGGCUAUGGUUAUGGCUAUGGCUAUGGUUAUGGCUAUGGCUAUGUCUAUGUCUAUGGCUAUGGUUAUGUCUAUGGCUAUGACUAUGUCCUGUCAUGCAGCUCCAGCCCCUGGCUGGAUUCCUAA